GCCCAGCGUUGUGUAUCAAUUCGACAGGCGCUGACUCACAUCAGACAGUGGUUUCUUGAAGAUAUCCGAGUGCCAAAUAGUGACGAAUCAGAUAUUAAGGAAUCUUCAGAUCAAGUUCAAGAUGCUGAAAUAACCUGGCAACAGGCUGAUGUCACCGUUGCCCGUUGGCUGGCCAAUCAACUUGACUACACACAGCUUGCUGAAGCAUUGCACGGACUUCAAGAUCUCAGUCUGAAUCCCUCAACCUCUAUUUGGAGCCUGUCAGAGACAGAAACGAAAGGGGCUCAAAUGACCACUCCCGAGACCUCAAAUUCGCGUUUCCUUUCACGAUUGGAGAGUAUUACGAAAGAACAAAUAACGAAUCACAUUAGGCGGUUAUUGAAACAGUAUCCAGAGUGCAUUGAUAAAACAUAG
Rodentolepis nana is the source of this 414-nucleotide messenger RNA. The record is from the annotation of a GenBank genome assembly. Lineage: Eukaryota; Metazoa; Platyhelminthes; Cestoda; Cyclophyllidea; Hymenolepididae.